GUGCGCCAGAAUUGGCACGAGUGCCGCAUUGAGGGUAAAUUUCCCGCUACCGGUGCCCUCACGGAUGAGCUGACAGUGAUUUUGGUGACAGUGACUGAGCCGACGGAAGUGGAGCUGUGUUUGUAUCAGUCCGGCCACCGGUCUUCGGCGCACGACAGCCACAGUCAUCACAAACUGGAUCUGUUUGUGGCUGUGUUUGGGUUCAACGGUCUGGUCGGGCGACUGGUCUGCGAGAGUAAGCGUCAGGUGAAGAGUUUUGUCUCGUGUCAUGAGAUACUGGAGCCCGGCGUGUAUGCCGUGGUUACCAUGGCUUUCAACCACUGGCACAACGGUGUUAGGGAUUGUCCGCCGUAUUUGUUGGCCAUUCAUAGCUCGAAGGUUAUGCUGACGGAGAGGGUGUCUCCGCCCCGGUAUAUAAUCGCCGACUGUCUUAUAGGGCUGGCGCUGGCCAGGGGUCGCAAGCAUGAGUGCAGUGAAGGCAUAACCGCCUACUAUCUGACCAAACACUGGUCAGGAUUGGUGGUGAUGGUGGAGAACCGACACCCGACCACAUAUGCACAGGUCAUAUGCAACUGUAUGGACAGUGUGAACGUCGUGUCCACCAGAUCUACGCUGAAAACAGCGGACAGUAUACCACCCCUUCAUAGACAAAUAGUGAUUGUGUUGACCCACUUGGAGGGCACCGGAGGUAUGAUAAUACACUAUCAGCUGACAAAUCGGGGCACUCAUCACAAGGGGCUAAACGAUUGGGGCAAUAAUGGAGGGGUCGGUGGGCUGGAGGGCAGUCGAGACAGUGAACACAUACCAGUGCUCGACAACAGUGUCCGUGAAUUGCAUUCUCCGCGUCCGCUAUAA
This is a messenger RNA of Medioppia subpectinata, 855 nucleotides long. The record is from the annotation of a GenBank genome assembly. Lineage: Eukaryota; Metazoa; Arthropoda; Arachnida; Sarcoptiformes; Oppiidae.